GCUGGAAGAAUGAGAGGCAGGGCCGUGGAGAGCUCCCAGCAUCAGCAGCCCCUUUCCCUCUCCUGGCUUUCCAAUUCACUUUAAUCAGACUGGAAUUCUUAAGCGACCUUCUUCCAUUCACACUCCUGGAAUUUCUAAGCAUCCUUUGCUCCAAGGUACCAUAGUUCUGAAAUUUUAGCAAUGAGGAGGAAAAGCAACUUGAUUGAUUGUCUCUGGGUCUGGACACUUAUAUUGAAUUCAUUAACUCAAAUAAGUUAUGGACAAAGCACCCAAGAUGAAAUUAGAGACAAUACCACAGUGUUCACAAGGAUUCUGGACCGUCUUCUAGAUGGCUAUGAUAACCGCUUAAGACCAGGACUUGGAGAACGAGUAACAGAAGUGAACACGGACAUCUUUGUCACAAGUUUUGGGCCAGUUUCUGAUCAUGAUAUGGAAUAUACAAUUGAUGUAUUCUUUCGACAAGGUUGGAGAGAUGAAAGGCUAAAAUUCAAGGGUCCUAUGACUGUUCUACGCUUGAAUAAUUUAAUGGCUAGUAAAAUCUGGACACCAGACACUUUUUUUCAUAAUGGAAAGAAAUCUGUGGCACACAAUAUGACAAUGCCCAACAAAUUAUUACGAAUUACAGAGGAUGGAACUCUUCUUUACACAAUGAGAUUGACUGUAAGAGCAGAAUGUCCUAUGCAUUUGGAAGAUUUCCCAAUGGAUGCCCAUGCAUGUCCCUUAAAGUUUGGAAGCUAUGCGUACACAAGAGCAGAGGUAGUCUAUUCAUGGACACGGGAACCAUCUCAAUCUGUUGUAGUUGCCGAAGAUGGCUCACGGUUAAAUCAAUAUGACCUGCUUGGUCAAACUGUUGCGUCUGGAAUUGUUCAGUCUAGUACAGGUGAAUAUGUUGUUAUGACAACUCACUUCCAUUUAAAAAGAAAGAUUGGCUACUUUGUCAUUCAAACUUACCUGCCAUGUAUUAUGACCGUUAUAUUAUCCCAAGUCUCCUUCUGGCUCAACCGAGAGUCUGUACCUGCCAGAACUGUAUUUGGGGUAACAACAGUACUUACGAUGACCACUUUGAGCAUCAGUGCCAGGAAUUCUCUCCCAAAAGUGGCAUAUGCCACAGCAAUGGAUUGGUUCAUUGCAGUAUGUUAUGCUUUUGUCUUUUCUGCAUUGAUUGAAUUUGCAACAGUGAAUUAUUUUACAAAAAGAGGUUAUGCGUGGGAUGGAAAAAGUGUUGUCCCAGAAAAGCCUAAAAAGUUAAAGGACCCACUUAUUAAGAAGAACAACACAUAUGCUUCAGCAACAGCUAAUUACCCACCCAUAGCUCGAGAUCCUGGUCUUGCAACCAUUGCCAAAAGUGCAACUAUAGAACCAAAAGAAAUUGAACCAAAACCAAAGCCAGCAGAACCCAAGAAAACAUUCAACAGUGUCAGCAAGAUUGACCGGCUAUCAAGAAUAGCAUUUCCUCUCCUUUUUGGAACCUUUAACUUGGUCUAUUGGGCAACGUAUCUAAAUCGGGAGCCUGCAAUUAAACCAUCAACUCCACCUCAAUAACUAACUAACUUAUCUGUUCAUGUUCUGUCUUUUGCACUGGGAAUAGCUUCCAGUAUUUAGAGAGGAAAAUUCCCAUUUGCCAUAUUGCCUAUGUCUUAAGGAAACUGACGGUUUAUAUAUAGUUGAAAAGAGGACAACAAUGUCUGAUACUAUGGUUAACAUUUAGUAUGAGCAAUGGAGCAAGCACUAGUAAUUUUGUUUUCUAAGGCUGAUAUAGCAAAUCAAUAGCAUGUUGGUUAAGUACAUAGGGAUAGAAACAUAUCCAGUUUACUAUAUUAACAGUUUAUAGUUUACAGGGUGUUAACUAUUGUGUUAAAUAUUUAGAUACGGACAGUUAAUUACUGUAAAUAGAGGAACUGCAUAUGUUAGUAAAAUGCUAUGAUCUCAGACAAUUUUAAGCUAAACAAGUGUUUUAGAUUCUGAUAACAUCUAGAAGAUCCUUGUACUUGAAAACUG
Molecule: messenger RNA, 1998 nt
Organism: Pelobates fuscus (common spadefoot toad)
Lineage: Eukaryota; Metazoa; Chordata; Amphibia; Anura; Pelobatidae
Gene: GABRA1
Product: gamma-aminobutyric acid type A receptor subunit alpha1
Exons: 10
Coding region: 181-1542 (453 amino acids)
Biological process (GO): regulation of postsynaptic membrane potential; nervous system process; chloride transmembrane transport
Cellular component (GO): synapse; plasma membrane; postsynapse
Molecular function (GO): GABA-A receptor activity; inhibitory extracellular ligand-gated monoatomic ion channel activity; benzodiazepine receptor activity
Source: RefSeq, a predicted model, not a curated record